AUGCCCGUCACUAUCGAAAAGAAAAUGGUUGAUCGCAAAGCUGUGAUUAAGAAUGCCGACAUGACGGAAGACAUGCAACAGGAUGCUAUCGAUUGUGCAACACAGGCUCUCGAAAAGUACAACAUCGAGAAGGAUAUCGCUGCAUACAUUAAGAAAGAAUUUGACAAGAAAUACAAUCCUACUUGGCAUUGCAUUGUUGGGAGGAACUUCGGAUCGUAUGUGACUCACGAAACGAAGCAUUUCAUCUAUUUUUAUUUGGGUCAAGUGGCCAUUCUUUUGUUCAAAUCCGGAUAA
Molecule: messenger RNA, 294 nt
Organism: Necator americanus (New World hookworm)
Lineage: Eukaryota; Metazoa; Nematoda; Chromadorea; Rhabditida; Ancylostomatidae
Exons: 4
Coding region: 1-294 (97 amino acids)
Biological process (GO): microtubule-based process
Cellular component (GO): cytoplasmic dynein complex
Molecular function (GO): dynein intermediate chain binding
Source: RefSeq, a predicted model, not a curated record